CGAUAAUGUAAGAACCGUAUGCUUUUAUUUAAAUUGUCGGAAUCGGUAUAAUCUCUAUUCCGUCUUUGGUGGCUAAAUAUAAUUCCGUCCUACAUACUGACACUUUACAGUUGUCAAAGUGAAUAUGUUCACGACAAGAAAUACAGUUUUUAUUGUUAUUUUGGCAUUUAUUUUAAACUAUUUUAAGAACGUUUUUGAAGAGGAUCUUCCGCCGGUCGUAGAGGGGUUCUUUCUUCCAGAGUUUAGAUCUGUUGCAGAAUUAUUUAGGAAACAAGUUGAAAAUCAGAAAGAGAAAGGAGGCAACUUCGCCGUGUAUUUUAAAGGGGAGUUGGUGAUAGAUUUGUGGGGAGGCUAUGCCGACAGAGAUUCUCAUCAGAGAUGGAAGAACGAUACUCUAGCCACGCUGUUUUCCACUACAAAAGGAGUAGCAGCCAUACUAGCGGCCAAACUUGUAGACAAAGGACAUUUAGAUUACAAAGAACUAGUAUCACAUUACUGGCCUGGGUUUGAGUCUAAUGGGAAACACAAUGUUACAGUAGAAAUGUUGUUAAGUCAUCAGGCUGGACUUUCUUAUAUGGAUAAAAAAUUAACUUUAAACGAUGUGGAAUCGGACCCAGAAAAGUUAAGAAAAACUCUAGGAAAUGAACGUCCGAAAUGGCCACCAGGCACAGGGUUUGCUUAUCAUGGUAUAACUUUUGGAUUUUAUAUUGAUCAACUAUUACAACUGGCUGAUCCACAGAAGAGAAGAGUAGACAGGUUGCUUAUAGAAGAAAUAGCUGAACCAUUAAAUUUAGAUUUAUAUAUUGGUCUACCCAAAUGCGAAGUUUACCGUACUGCGAGAUUUGAUUUAGUUAGUGUUACUAAAUACGUUACAAAGUUAAUAUUUACACCAUCACUGUGGAAAAGACUAUGGAUAUUCUUGAGGUAUCCAGAUAGCAUUGCUACUAAAGGGACACGAGUUUUGAAAGGCCCAAUAACUAAUGAUCCUGCGAGAAGGUGCAUACCACUUUCGUCUUUUAACGGUCAUGGCAACGCAAGAUCUUUGGCUAAAUUAUAUGGAAUCCUGGCAAAUGGUGGGAAAGACGGGGGCAAAACUCUAAUGUCAUUGGAAACAAUACGUAGACUGUUUACCCCGAUUAUCUCUGGUUACACUUUAGACCUUGGUGAAUAUGAGGUGUUAGGACGAGGUUUAACGGAAUAUAACAAUACUGAGGGAGAAACUUGCUAUGGUCAUCCUGGUUAUGGCGGACAGAUGGGAUUUUCAGAUGUUAAAGAGAACAUUGGAAUGGCAUAUCUGACAAAUGAUCUUUCUGUAUACGGAAUUGGAAAUGAUCCCAAGUUUCUUGCCUUACAAAGACAAUUCUACAAAGCUUUAGUACAAUACAAGAGAUAAGAUAUUAUAAUGAUAGACAGAAUCUCUUAUAUAAAAAAGGAAAUUCGUUUAUUUUAUAUUCAUACAUAUUUUUUUUAUUUUUAUAAACUGGUGAACAAUGUGAUAAUCUGUGAUUUAAUUUGAUUAUUUUAUCUAGGUAUUUGAAAAAUGGCAAUAUUGUAAGCAUUUGUAUAGACUGUUCAUUACAAUAGUUAUAUGUCAGGAGGAUAGUAUUACUUUAGUGUACUGUA
This is a messenger RNA of Mytilus californianus (California mussel), 1623 nucleotides long. Its product is annotated as beta-lactamase domain-containing protein 2-like. The transcript is spliced from 8 exons. Bases 125 to 1393 code for a protein of 422 amino acids. The record is from RefSeq and is a predicted model, not a curated record. NCBI's taxonomy places the organism in Eukaryota, Metazoa, Mollusca, Bivalvia, Mytilida, Mytilidae.